CCGCCCCACACCUUUAUGGACGAGCGCCGGAGCUUGCUCUACUCUCCGGCCGCCUCCUCCGCCGGCCGGCAGCCGCGGGGCGGCUCGAGCAGCAGCCACCACAACCUGGGCUACACCGAGCAGCCGCCCCCCGCCGCCCCCCAGCCGGCGCCCGAGCAGCAGGAGGAAGAGGGCGAAGAAGGGGAGGAAAGCAGCAUGACCGUGGUGGGAGGCGGCGGCGGCGGCGACCCUUUGCUGGAGGAGCCCCAGCAUCCCCCUGCGCUGCUCGGGGGGGACCGCUACGAUCAGCCCCCGGCGCCGGCCGUGCCCGCCGGGCAGCCCGCGGGCGCGGGGGAGCACGAGUGCUGCGAGCGCGUGGUGAUCAACAUCUCGGGGCUGCGCUUCGAGACCCAGCUCAAGACCCUGGCACAGUUCCCCGAGACGCUGCUGGGGGACCCCCGGAAGAGGAUGCGCUACUUCGACCCCCUGCGCAAUGAGUAUUUCUUCGACCGUAACCGUCCCAGCUUCGACGCCAUCCUCUACUACUACCAGUCGGGAGGGCGCAUCCGGCGUCCCGUCAACGUCCCCAUCGACAUCUUCUCCGAGGAGAUCCGCUUCUACCAGCUGGGGGAGGAGGCCAUGGAGAAGUUUCGGGAGGACGAGGGUUUCAUUCGGGAGGAGCAGCGGCCGCUUCCCGAGAAGGAGUUUCAGCGCCAGGUGUGGCUCCUCUUUGAGUACCCCGAGAGCUCUGGGCCGGCCCGAGGCAUUGCCAUUGUCUCUGUCCUGGUCAUCCUUAUCUCUAUCGUCAUCUUCUGUCUGGAGACCCUGCCUGAAUUCAGGGAUGACCAUGACUAUGAGGGAACUGGAGGGCCCUUUGGGACAGGCAGUGGCCCUCUCCCACCUGAUGCCUUCACCAACUCCUCAUCCUCGGCUGUUUCCAUGGUGUCAUCCUUCACCGACCCUUUCUUUGUGGUGGAGACUUUGUGCAUCAUCUGGUUCUCCUUCGAGCUGCUGGUCCGUUUCUUUGCCUGCCCCAGCAAGGCCACCUUCUCCAAGAACAUCAUGAACAUCAUUGACAUUGUGGCCAUCAUCCCCUACUUCAUCACACUGGGCACGGAGCUGGCUGAGCGGCAAGGCAACGGCCAGCAAGCCAUGUCCUUGGCCAUCCUCAGAGUCAUCCGCCUCGUCAGGGUCUUCCGCAUCUUCAAGCUCUCCCGGCACUCCAAGGGGCUGCAGAUCCUGGGGCAGACCCUCAAGGCCAGCAUGCGGGAGCUGGGCUUGCUCAUCUUCUUCCUCUUCAUCGGCGUCAUCCUCUUCUCCAGCGCCGUUUACUUCGCGGAAGCCGAUGAUCCCAGCUCGGGGUUCAGUAGCAUCCCCGAUGCCUUCUGGUGGGCCGUGGUGACCAUGACCACCGUGGGCUAUGGGGACAUGCACCCCAUCACCAUUGGGGGCAAGAUUGUGGGGUCUCUGUGCGCCAUCGCGGGGGUGCUGACCAUCGCUCUGCCCGUGCCCGUCAUCGUCUCCAAUUUCAACUAUUUCUACCACCGGGAGACAGAAGGUGAGGAACAAGCCCAGUACAUGCACGUCGGGAGCUGCCAGCACCUCUCGUCCAGCGAGGAGAUGAAGAAGGCUCGCAGCAAUUCCACCCUCAGCAAGUCCGAGUACAUGGUGAUUGAGGAAGGGGCGAUCAACCACAGUGCAUUCAAACAGGCUGCCUUUAAAGCAGGCAACUGCACAACCACAAACAAUCCCAACUGUGUGAACAUCAAAAAGAUCUUUACGGAUGUUUAAAACAAACCCAAACCAAACGAACAGCAACAAAAUCUGAGGAUGCGGUGAAACAAUACCAAUGACAAUACCAAUAAUAAUGCAAAGUGACUGUGUGUCGGUGUUGUGUGGAACAUGCACCAUCGUCGGUCUGUGUGUGCCCUCGUUUUUAUACCUUUAUUUUUUUAGAUCCUUCCUUUCUAAAGAUCCAAAAGUAAAAGGAUUUAAAAUUCUCCGAGGAAGAGGACAGCCAAAGGGUAAAGAGAAGGAAGAUGAAGACAAACCACACUCACUGUCAGAACAGGUGUUUGUUCUGCAACGUGUUGCAGGGCUGCUUUGCUUUUUGGGCUUUUGGGGAACCUCUUGCUUUGCUCCCGAAUUUCCCCCCUCUUUCCCUAAGGGCAGCUUGUAGCCGAUCUCCCUUCCAUCACGUAAGAUCACUUGUUGGAUUAACAAACCCGGAUUGGGUGGAGGAAGGAGGAAAACAUGAGGCAGAGCGUACUGGGAGGGGGCUGGGAGGAAAUAACCAUUUAAUUCUGCAGAGAGUCUCUGUUACCACAUCGUUAAAUGAUGCUUAAUAUUGAAACAUGUGAUGUGCCAUUACAGGCACAUCCCAGAUUCCCUUUUUCUCCCCAUUAGAUCAUUUAUGAAAUUCUAAUCUGGUCAGAGACCGAGUGCAAUCAAUGCUGAUUUAAAUAGAAAAAAACUCCCUAAGCCCUCAUUUUCUAUUCUGAAUUCCCUUCCCCUAUAACCUGAUGGAAUUAUUUCCUCCAAUGUCAAGUUUGUGGCCGUGCAGCAGGGAUGUGUGCGGGGGGAGGGAGGGGAGAGGCAGACUGGAAUGGUUUCGGGAGCCGCUGGCGCAGGGAGCGAUGUCAGCGUGGAGCAGGAUCCGUGACGGGCUCCUGGCCAUGGCUGGGAGCCUCCAGCCCACCCAGCCAGAGACAAAGGGAUAUUUCCUCCUCUUUUUGCAAAGCCUUUGGAAGACAUGCAGCCGCUUAUCAGCAGAAGAUUAAAGUGGCGAACACGCCUUCCAGCGGAAGUCACUAAUUUCGACCGGAGUGAUGCAGUUGCCAUGGUGACCAUGGUUUCCUGGGAAACCCCCAAAGGUUGUCAUGGCAUCCCUUCUCCCAUCCCCCUUGGUCCUUGCUCUUCCCGCAAAAAAACCUUUCCAGAUGGUUCCAGCUCCUCCAUCCCACAAGACAUCGUGGCUCGGCACCCCCUUCCUGGUCCCUGCCCCGCUGCUCCUCCCAUGUGCCCAACAAAGCGUCCACAGGCAAUAAGCACUCCCGGAUCCACCUGUCCCUCACCUUGGCACUAAAAUCCGGGGAUGGAGGUUCAUCCUGCUCCACCGAGAACGACCCCAAACCCUGGGGGAACUGGUGCCGAUCAGCUGCCAGGAAGCUUGGCCGGGGAGCCUCGGCAGCUUUGUGAAACAAGGGGGACAAUAAAAAACAGGAUUGAAAAAUAACCAAAAAUCCCGCCGGGAAAAAUCACCGGCUUCAUCUUCACGUGUGUGCGCCAGGGGCCAUGGGACAUCUGACAGGAUCAGAUCACAGAAGAAGUUUUGAAACGAAGACCUUCAGGACUGUGUUGAGAAAUAAAACACCUCCAAGGAAAGGACAAACAUCCCAAACAUUCCGGACACGGUGACCGACGCUGCCGUGGACCCGACUGACAGAGGGCCGGUCCUCCCCAGCUAAACCCAGUUCAUAUUCCAUAUAUAUACAUUUCUAUUUAUAUGUGGGAUGUCUCCCACUUCAUCUGUGUUUUCUAACAAGUGCAUUAUGUAGAAGGGAACAUCUUUGGAGCCAGAUUAUCUUCAACUCAUGUGCAAUAUAACGAGACUGAGCAAAGCCAGGAACAAGGAGGAGGAGAGGUGGAAAUCACUUGGAUGUUAUUUCAGUCUUUUUUUAUUAUUAUUUAAAAAAAAAACAACAACCAACUCUUGAAAGAUUAAGCAACCAGAAAGGAAAUGUUAAGCAGAGCUGCUAAAACUCAGCCCAAGUGUUUUGCUCGGGGUGGGAGGGAGUGGGGGGAAAUUCGGUUGCUGUCGCUGUUCCCUGGCGAAGGCCACGGGCUGUUCUCAGCUCUUCGGGAAUCGUUCCUGUUCCAUUUUUCUCACUUUCCUGGAAAUGCCCUUUAUAAGUAGCUCUGUGCUGUACCAAAGGCUGUGAUUUACUUUAAGUCCUUAUUUAAGGAAGGAACAUCUCUGCUGGUGCUGAGGAAAAGGGUGUUGAACAGUUGUGCCUUGCCAUCAGGAUCACUCCACGAAAAACUAAGGACAAAUUGAAAUUCCGAGGUGGAAAAGGUCUAAAAAUCCAAUUCUUGGCUGACCAUGCUCCUGCUUCAUUCCAUGAGAGCCUCUCUGCCCUUGUCUGCACUUCCACAGUACUUCGGAAUUGUGGGAAUAUUAUAGGGUUGCCUUGCUAAUUCCGUAAUAAUCGAGAAUUCCAUCCCUCCUUUGCCUGUUGCUGUUUCAUUUUGCACACUGAGGUUCUUGCUGGCAGGUUUAGAGCUCUGGGUUGCCCGUACUGGGCUGGGAAGCUCUUAAAGCUGAGCUUUCUGUAACCUCACUGCUUUUCCCAGGGCUGCAUGGAUCAAUAUUAUCCUGGUGCCACGGGAUAAACGGUCUGUGAAGGGAUAAAUGCAAAUGGCAAAGGGGUUGAUGGUCUCUCCUGCUUCUGACUCCCCCUUUUCCCCCUCCCCAGCCUCAUCCACCUCCUCACGCUGCCUCCAUCCCCGCUUGGAGAUUGAAACCCUCCCAGCACAGCCUCUGUCGGAGGAGCAGAACGAAACUCAGAACAGCGUUGGAUUUAAGGGUGAAAAUGAUGUUGGAGGGACUCGGAUGAGCACAGGAACCUCUUUGUCUGCAUUGUAAUAAUUCCCUGGGAAUGGUUUGGGAAUGUUAAUUUGGACUGGACAGAACCAAGUGAACCAGAGCUUCCUCUGAAGCUCAGGGGGAGGCAACAGGAACCAAAAUCAUUGUGUGUGAAACAGACCCUUGAGCUGAUGCUGCUGAUUGGUGCCCACGGACAAGCCUUGAGGUCCCCAGCACACACCUGGAAGGUGGAGCAAGGACCACUCUUCCAGAGGGAAGCACCAAAACCUGGAUCCUUCCCCCAGGGGAGAUUUUACCUGCCUUUCACAUGGAACAUCCACAGGAGACACACGUCGGGUGCUUCGAGGCACAGCCCCAGAGAGGAUGAAUUUAAACCAACCCCUCCCUGGAAGGAAGGCUCAGAAAUGGGAAAACUCGGGAAUACUCAAGGCAAAGCAGCCAAUUGCACCAUGUUUCUGUCUUGCAGGAGAGCUUUGAAGGUGAACAAGAACCCUGCACACAAACGUCAGCUGAAAUUUGGAUUGAGAAAUUCCCUUAACGCUGGGAAAGGAUGGGAUUCUUACAAGGAAUGUGUCGACUUUGGUGAGGUCUCAUUUAUUCUGUUUGUUUCUUGAACACGGAUGAUUUCUUGGCUGGAAUUCCUCCUCCUGCCAUGGCAGGUGCACCACUGGUGGUGGAGACUUUGCUCAUGGCAGAAGGGCUUGGGGGGCCCAAACACAGAAGUCUCUGGCGCUCUACACAGGUGCAGGUUGGGCAGAAUGGGCUGAGAUGGUGAGAAAAGAAGGAAAAGUUGUUAAACCCAGCAGUUUUAGCCAAUUUAAUCAGCUGGAGACUGAAGAGCGGAUACGGAUCUGGCUCUCAGUGGGACAUUGCUCCUCUUGCAUUUAUUCCCAGCAUGGUAGAACCCCUGUGGUCACUGGAGCUGUGGGCAAACGGAGGAGAAAGGGCCGGUGCUGCUGGCACCUGGAUCUGUCACGGCUUUAACAGCGCGAGGUGCAGAGGGAGAUGGGGAUCGGGGACCGGGAUUGCUGGAACAGCACAUGGAGCAGGUCCCUGAGCCCACGGAGAUGAGCAGGGGGUGCCAAGGCUCGACAGGGAUGCCGGGGAACCGCGGAGGUGAAACAACCCGCGGUGUGAAAUCGAUGCGGUGCGAAAGCCGCCUGCACAAAUUAGAGCUAAUUAGGCAGCGGCUCUCAUUAACCUGGUUUGGCCGUGCUCUGCCCGGAGGCCAGCCCGUGGUGGGGGCGGGGAGAGGGAGCUUCUCCAUGGGAUCUUCCAGCAAAUUGCUCCGCCGGCAAAUCCCUGCGGCUGUGGCAGCAGCCGGGGCGCUCUGAGCGGGGCUCGUUUGUGCCCCUGGCACAGCCAAACGCCCUCCAGGCGCCCCUCCCCUGUCCCCGCACAGAGCAGCGGUGUCCCCCUGCCUGCCCCACCCCAGCACGGAAAUGAAUUACUGCUCGGACCAUGAACAUCUCGGAGACCUUAAACGACCCUUGUAAGGAGACCGGGAAAAGUGCCCGGUGUUCGGGGCUGAGGCUGAGCCGUUCCCGUCGCUGGGAACUCCCAAGCGCUCGCUCUUCCCCAUUGGAGGAAGCUGCCGGCAGGCUGGGGGAGAUGGAGCAGGGCUUUUUUGGGACAUCUCACCUCCCAAACCCCUAAGGAGCUGCAAAACGCAUUUGUUUGCAGCCUCCCUGCAGCGUGACAGGUUCGCAGUGUGCUCUGGAGCCUGCAGAGGAGACUGAACAAAGCUUUAGCAGCUCUGAAAUCGUGAGAGACUGACCCCAAACCCACUUUUCCGCCGCGCUGAUGGGUUUGGGCUGCAAACAGCCGCAGGCCCCCAUGAGAGGAAGGGGGCCCAGGCUGCCCGCAGAGGUAAGGGCACAUUAACAGGAGGAGAAUUGAUUUUCUGGAUUGCAGCACAGACCUGGAUCUUGGGAAGCCCUGGUCCCAAAGGUGUUAUAUUUAGUUUCUUUUGGAACAUGAUCUAGUAGCCCUUAAAAUGGGGGAUAGAAUGUAUCAGUACUAAAGUGAUUUUUAUUUUUCACCGGUGUUACAGAGAGCUUUUUUAUGGCGUGUGUGUGUGUGUGUGUGUCUGUAACAUAAUGAUACCUCAUCUGUUUCCGGUAGCCACUUGUUACAGCGUCUCUCUGUUAGGGCUCAAAACUGUAUUUUGAUUAUUAAAGUGGUGGGAAAAACCAUAUCCCUUCACCCGGUGGGGUUGGUGGGUCCCAGCCACCCCCCGGCCGUCUCACACCGAUGAUGACAAUCUUGCCAAAUGCCACCUCCCCUCGGUGUUGUACGUUCUGGCGCUCCGUGCUCUUGGGUUCCUCGUGCUUGGUCGCUGAGCCAGCUGGUUGUUAAUGUGCUUUUCCACGAUAAUUGAGAGUUUGAUAGUCUUUACCUGUCAGUCCAGUGUAUUAAUCCGUGUUGCCACCACUCCGAGCCCGGCCUCGUGCGUGUCACAGAUUCCCGUCGUGCCGGCACAGCCGUGUGCAAACGGCAGUGGCAGCGCAGGGCUGCGUUUGGCAAGGGAAGCCAAAUUAAAAAUGUAUCCAGUCGAUUAAAAAAACAAAAAAGAGAGCGAUUUAAUGAUGGCUGACAUCAAGAGAAGAUCCAAAAAAUAGCGUGCUUUGAUUCCCAUAAUCAUCCCGAGGCAGGCUGCUCAUCUUUAUUCAUAGCCCUUCAAAGCCGUGCUCCCAGACGCCGGAGCAGCUCGGAGCUGUCGUGCUCAGACGCGGCUCUUCAGACGCGGAACACGUCGGCAUCUCUGCUCUGUGCCCAGCCCAGCGCCGGGCACCAACCCUUCCCCUUUUAAUUUUAGGGUGCAAUUAAAGUGAUGAGAGCUCUGCUGUUGGCUCCGUGCUGGCGGAGAGGCAGGAAAAGCGGAUCUGGGGAGCUGGGCUGGCGUGGGGUCACGUAAAGCUGCUUCUUUUAAUGACGUGUUUUAAGCUGUUUUAAGAAGGCAGCAAAAUUAGAAAGCAAAAGAUCUCCAAAACUGUUUCAGGGCACUAACGAAGGCUCAGGGGACGUGGCACAGGGACAGGGCUUAACAGCAGGGCUGGAAGGGGCUGUCAGAGGCAGUGAGGGAAUACUGGAAAGCUGCUCUGCCCUGCUGGAUUUGGGGGAAAAGUCAGGAUUUGGUGAGGCCCUGGCACAGGUUGCCCAGAG
This is a messenger RNA of Corvus hawaiiensis (hawaiian crow), 7750 nucleotides long. Its product is annotated as potassium voltage-gated channel subfamily A member 3-like. Gene Ontology annotation, biological process: potassium ion transmembrane transport; protein homooligomerization. NCBI's taxonomy places the organism in Eukaryota, Metazoa, Chordata, Aves, Passeriformes, Corvidae. Bases 16 to 1770 code for a protein of 584 amino acids. The record is from RefSeq and is a predicted model, not a curated record. Gene Ontology annotation, cellular component: voltage-gated potassium channel complex; membrane. The transcript is spliced from 2 exons. Gene Ontology annotation, molecular function: protein binding; delayed rectifier potassium channel activity.